UCAACAAGCGGAGGGAUGCGCGGCUGAAGCUCAUGCUCUCGCUGCUGGCAUUUUACCUACGUCGCAUUUAAACAAGUCACUUGGCAGUUUCUUUGGCGUCUGAUGGGAUGUUUCUACGUCACACAUUGAGGAGGUUUUUUCCGAAACGUUAGUUAUUUUAGUGUUAGUUCGCUAACGGCAGUAAGGCACAAAGACGUUCAGCUAGUAGCCGUUGGAAGCUAACGGUAGCUAGCCUGCUGCUAACAACACAGCCGGUGAGGACGAGCACAUCCUUGCGCAGCCAUACUCGGGUUAAUCUCUGCUGACUCGCUUCGUGUCAUAUGGUUGCUAUUUUGUGGUAGUUAUCUACUUGUUACCCAAGUCAAGUGGUUGAAUUAGCAGCCACCACUCAUGACUGGGAUACUCGGAGCGCCGUGUAUGCAUAGCUGGGUGGUUGGCAUGUUUUUUCAGCUAGAAGAAGCGUCGGUCUCAUAUCGGGAUGUGGCGGUAGCAAAACAAGCUAGUCCCGUCUCUGUGGAGAAGUGAGUGCAAGAAGUGAGGAAGCACUUGAGUCAAGCGGGAGUUUUUAUUUUUUUGUUUAUGUUAAUUGUAAUUCCGCGGGUGGAUGACUCGAGGGCUAACCUGAUCAUCCUUGAACACAGCUGAACUGAAACUGGGAAUAUCGCUAACAGAUCGAAGGGAUUAUUUUUGUGUCUCUUAAGUGGAUUUCGGCCUCCUGUUCGGGAUCGUCGUGGGAACACAGUGAGUGUUUUGACAUUGGGUGAGCCCACUCCCCUCUAAAUAUCCUCUCUCCCGCCGACCUUCACCCUCCGAUGCGGAGAUUUCAGUAGCACCGGCAACCAAAUCCCCCACGGCGGCCGGACAUGCUGAAGUGUAUCCCCCUGUGGCGCUGCAACCGCCACGUCGAGUCGGUGGACAAGCGACAUUGCAACUUACAGACUGUCCCCGAUGAGGUAUUCCGCUACAGUCGCAGCCUGGAAGAGCUACUUCUCGAUGCCAACCAACUCAAAGAGCUACCAAAGCCUUUCUUCAGACUACUGAACCUACGGAAGCUCGGCCUGAGUGACAAUGAGAUCCAGAGACUCCCUCCUGAGGUGGCCAACUUCAUGCAGCUGGUGGAGCUCGACAUCUCCAGAAAUGACAUUCCUGAGAUCCCCGAGAGCAUUAAGUUUUGCAGGGCCUUGGAGAUCGCAGACUUCAGUGGAAACCCCCUCUCCAGAUUGCCGGAUGGUUUCACUCAACUCCGAGCGCUGGCUCACUUGGCACUCAACGAUGUGUCAUUGCAGAUAUUGCCCAACGAUAUUGGAAACCUUGCCAACCUGGUGACGCUGGAGCUCAGGGAGAACCUGCUGAAGUCUCUGCCCACGUCGCUCUCUUUCCUGGUGAAACUGGAACAGCUGGACCUGGGCAGCAAUGAACUGGAAGUUUUGCCGGACACGCUUGGUGCUCUCCCCAACCUGAGGGAGCUAUGGCUGGAUCGUAACCAGUUGUCCUCAUUACCACCAGAGCUGGGAAACCUCCGGAGACUGGUGUGUCUGGAUGUUUCAGAGAAUCGUCUGGAGGAGCUUCCCUCAGAGCUUAACGGCCUCCUGGCUCUCACUGACCUGCUGCUCACACAGAACCUGCUGGAGGUCGUCCCGGACAGCAUAGGCUGCCUGAAACAGCUGUCUAUUCUGAAGGUGGACCAAAAUAGACUGACUCACCUGACCGAUUCAGUAGGAGAGUGUGAAAACCUCACAGAACUCGUCUUGACGGAGAACCUUUUACAGUCACUUCCUCGCUCGCUGGGCAAGCUGAAGAAGUUGACCAACCUGAAUGUAGACCGCAACCGUUUGGGCAACGUGCCCAAAGAGCUGGGCGGCUGUGCCAGCCUCAACGUUCUCUCGCUGAGAGACAAUCGCCUGGGCAAACUGCCUGCUGAGCUUGCAGAUGCCACUGAGCUGCAUGUGCUGGAUGUGGCUGGAAACAGAUUACAAAACCUGCCUUUUGCCCUGACAAACCUCAACCUGAAGGCUAUGUGGCUCGCAGAGAAUCAGUCACAGCCAAUGCUCAAGUUCCAGACAGAGGAUGAUGAGCGCACAGGAGAGAAGGUGCUGACCUGCUAUUUACUGCCCCAGCAGCCUUCUCCGAGCCUCGAAAACUUGCUGCAGAACAGUGUGGAUGACAGUUGGACGGACACCAACCUGAACCGGGUGUCAGUCAUUCAGUUCCAGGAGGAGACCAAGGCUGAGGAGGAUGAUGAUGAUGAGGCUGCUGCAGAGCGCAGAGGCCUUCAGCGCAGAGCCACACCGCACCCUAGUGAGCUGAAGGUUAUGAAGAAGGUGAUUGAGGAGAGGAGGAAUGAAGCUUACACAUCCAGACCUGAUGGAGAAGAAGAGUCCCCUGAUGCACAGGAGAAACGGCUCAGUGACCUCUCCAAUCAGAGCCACGACUCCCAGGUGUCCAAUAGCACACUGUCAGCCACCUCUCAUGAGGACAGACAUAAUGUGACUGCAGCCUCACAGAGGGAGGACCUUGUAGACGGCCACUGCCCUCAGGAUGAGGACGAGUUGGAUGAGAUGGAGGUGGAGUACAUUGAGCCAACUGUGCACUUUGCAGAGGAGCCCAUCAUCCGUGGUUUGGAUGAGGACGACGAGGAGGACGGGGAAGAUGGCGAGAGGAGUGACGAGGAAGAGAGGCCUGCCUUCCCCGCAGAGAAGCAGCGUCUCAUCAGAAAGGACACGCCACACUACAAGAAGCACUUCAAGAUCACCAAGCUGCCCAAGCCCGAGGCUGUGGCUGCGCUGCUGCAGGGCUUCAGCCCCGACGGCCUGAACUCUCCUACACAAGCUGCUGAGGACGAGCAGGACGAGGACGAAGAGCUGAGUUUAUGCACCCCUCUGCACCAUCACAGAAUGGAGCAGCUCGAUGACAGCCGCCUCCAGGUCAACUCCAGUCAAGUAAAGGGGGUGUCAUUUGAUCAAGUCAAUAAUCUGCUGAUUGAACCUGCUCGAAUUGAGGAGGAAGAGCACACACUGACCAUCAUGAGACAAACAGGCGGCUUGGGUAUCAGCAUUGCAGGAGGGAAAGGAUCUACACCUUACAAGGGUGAUGACGAGGGAAUCUUCAUCUCCAGAGUAUCUGAAGAGGGUCCUGCAGCCCGAGCAGGGGUUAAAGUGGGAGAUAAACUCCUGGAGGUGAAUGGAGUCGACCUGAACGAAGCAGAGCAUCACACAGCGGUUGAAGCUCUUCGAAGCUCUGGCGCUUCAGUUUCCAUGUCGGUGCUGCGGGAGCGAAUGGUGGAGCCAGAGAACGCAAUCACCACCACGCCACUGAGGCCAGAGGACGACUACUUCCCCCGGGAGAGACGGAGCAGUGGCAUCCCGUUCAACGCGGAGACGACUCCGAGCGGGCCUCAUCAACGGCUCUCCACCUGCCUGAUCCGAAACGACAAGGGGCUUGGAUUCAGCAUUGCUGGGGGCAAAGGCUCCACGCCGUAUCGCACAGCGGACACGGGAAUCUACAUCUCUCGCAUCGCAGAAGGGGGAGCUGCACACAGAGACAACAUACUGCAUGUAGGCGACAGAGUGAUCUCUAUCAAUGGUGUAGACAUGACAGAGGCCAGGCAUGACCAGGCAGUAGCGCUCCUUACCGGCACCUCCCCCACCAUCGCCCUCCUGGUGGAGCGAGACCUGAAUGCACCAGGGGGCUCUCCUGGUCAAUCCCGGGCACGAGCCCACUCCCCUCCACCCCCAGAACCCUCAGAUUCUCCAGACCAGGAGGAGGACGGCCUCAACCUUCACGGGAACAACCUGAGCCGCAUGGAGGACGAGUAUCCCAUCGAGGAAGUGACUCUGGUGAAGUCGGGUGGCCCUCUAGGCUUGAGCAUCGUGGGAGGCAGCGAUCACGCCAGUCACCCGUUCGGCAUCAAUGAACCCGGGGUGUUCAUCUCAAAGGUGAUUCCUCAGGGUCUAGCGUGUCAAAGCGGGCUGCGCGUCGGGGACCGAAUAUUAGAAGUGAACGCCAUCGACCUGCGUCACGCCACGCACCAGGAAGCUGUGCGAGCGCUGCUGGCCAACAAGCAGGAGAUCCGUAUGUUGGUACGGAGAGACCCAUCACCGCCUGGGAUGCAGGAAAUUGUGAUCCAGAAGCAGCCAGGGGAGAAGCUUGGCAUCAGUAUUCGAGGAGGGGCCAAGGGGCAUGCAGGAAACCCCUUUGACCCCACAGAUGAAGGCAUCUUUAUCUCUAAGGUGAGUUCGAGUGGCGCAGCAGCUCGAGACAGCCGACUGAAGGUUGGCAUGCGGAUCCUGGAGGUGAACAACCACAGCCUGCUGGGGAUGACACACACAGAGGCGGUGCGAGUGCUUCGAUCUGUAGGAGACUCUCUGGUCAUGCUGAUGUGUGACGGCUUUGACCCACAAAAAGUGCCGGCUGUGGAGGCAUCUCCCGGUGUCAUUGCCAACCCGUUUGCAACCGGCAUUGUUCGUAAGAACAGUAUGGAGAGCAUCUCUUCUAUAGACCGAGACCUGAGCCCAGAGGAGAUCGACAUCAUGCAGAAGGAGUCUGAGAUGGUGAGAGAGACAUCGCAGUGGGAGCGAGAAGAGAUGGAGAAAGUGGAGCGUAUGCGCUUGGAGCGUGAGGAGGCAACUCGCCUGCUAGAAGAGGAGACUGAGAACAUCGGCACUGGACCUCUAAAACUUGACUACAAAACCCUGGCAGCUCUGCCCACCACCAGUCUGCAGAAGCUCAACAGAGCGCCUCCUUCUGACUUCCACAGGACAGAGAGCCCGAUCAGGGAAGCACCCUACUCUCCCACCAUCCAACCGGCAAACAUUCAUUACGCCUCCACUCCUAUUGCCAACGACAACUCUCCAUCAUCAACACGACCGGGUGCCAUCCAGCCAGUCGGGCGCGUGCGGCAGACCCCCUCUCCUGCCACUCCGGACGGCCACAGUCCUAACCCCUUCCAGCAUGGCCCCUCCCCCUUCAACUCCCAGACCUCUGACCUGUACGCUGUGAGGAACAAUUUCCACCCAAAACAACCUUCUCCAGAGCCUCAGUUGAUCAACGAGGUGUUUGAAGAUGACAUAGACGGUCAGGAGGGUAAGGGUUCAACCAGCUCGCCCCGCUCCCCCCUCCUCUCACCUGACCGUCGGGAGUAUAUGAGCCUGGCAGCAGUGCCUCGCUUCUCCAAGCCGUCCUGGGAACUGCAGAGUCCUUCUCCUGGUGGUAAGGACAGCCCAGAGCAGCGCUCCUUCAGGGACAGACAGAAGUAUUUUGAGAUUGACGUGAAGCAGCAGACACCAGAGAAACCCAAACCUCGAGUGUCUCUAGUUGGAGAAGAUGACCUCAAGAAAAUGAGGGAGGAAGAAGAGAGGAAGUUUGAGCAGCGGGCGCGGGAGUACCUGCUGGAUGAAGACGAGGAGGAUGAGGAGGAGGACCUGGCAAAGCAGGUGGCACAGAUGAAGGCAACUGGUAAAGUUUUACUGGAUGGAGUGGAGUACAACGUGGAGCCAGUAUCCACCCCGACACAGCACUGCGCCACUCCACCAAGCUACAACGUCACGCCGCCGAGCUACUGCGGCAGCUCAGGGCCUUCCUCUGUUGAUGGUAAAGGAGAGUCUCAGAGGAACUCACUGGAGGACAGCUUCAGGCUGGAGCAGAGGCCCAACUCCAUGACGGGUCUGAUCCCAGUGUACCCCGGGGACUCUGCGGCUCCCAUCCGCACAGCCAAAGCAGAGCGCCGACAUCAAGAGAGGCUCCGUAUGCAGAGCCCCGAGCUGGCUGUGGCCCCUGACAAGGACCUGUCCCCUGCUGAGAAACGAGCUCUGGAGGCGGAGAAGAGAGCCAUGUGGAGGGCAGCACGAAUGAAGUCUCUGGAGCAGGAUGCACUGAAAGCACAGAUGGUCAUUGCCAAGUCUCGGGACGGGAAGAAACGUGGCACACUAGACCAGCUGACGGAGUCGCCCUCGCCCGCCCCCACACCCUCUCCCACACCUAUGGAAGAGCUCAGUCCUCGAGGAUUAACCUCUCCGGGCCGGCUGUCCCUGUCGUCAAAGAAGUUUGACUACCGACAGUUUGCUGCCAUUCCUUCUUCCAAACCCGUAUACGACAUCCAGUCCCCCGACGCAGCUGACGACCUGCAGUUCAUCGACGACGGCUCCAGCAACCCAGUGCCCGCUGGAAUCCCUGAGGCAGAGGUACCCAGCCCGCUGCCUGCCACCUCAGCCCUGGAGGAGAUGGCUCUGUACAGCAACAAGCGCAAACUGAGGCAGGGCCGCCGCAGCCUGGAAACCGCCGUGCCCACGUAACACCCUCACACUGAGAGAAGAAGACGAACACACACAUUUAGAUAAACUGUGGAACACGAGUGCAUCCACAGAAGAUGCAGAUUCACCAAACACUACACAAAGUGUCAGUAGAGCGAGAUUUACUCUCCCAUAUAUAACCACUGCAGAGACUAUGGCGCUGAUAGUCACACACUCACUUAUAUCCUGCGUGCCAGUCUUGCCUAUACAGUCUGUGGAUGAGCUGGUAGGUUGCUCAACAGUCUCAACGGCAAGAAAGAGCUAGUGUGGUUAGCUAGGAUUGCUACUUACAGACCAUUCUCUUUUUUUUGUUGUACACUCAGUUUACCAAGUAGAAGUUGAUCUAAGUUUUUAGGGUUUUUUUUAUUUUUCGCACCUCCAAUGAUUUUGCUGUUUUUGGAAAAAAAAAAAAAAAACAUACUGGAAAAGAAAUGGGUCAUAGCUAAACUAACCUCUUGAAUGAUAUUUUUAGGCUUUCAGUGAAUAGAUUGUAAAAUGUCAGGGGUUUCUUGAGACUGAGGCGGACAGGAGUGUAAAUAUUAAUUGAGGAGGGAACAUCCUGCUACCUUCACAGUCACAAAUUGUGGAGAGCUUUUUAAAAAAAUAGUACAUAUCUUUUUUUGCACUGCCACUUAUCAGCUUUUUAAGAACCUGUAUCUAAAGUAAUUUAUUGUUUUUAGUGUUUUACUCAAAUUAGAGGCCUUCUAUUUUAACUCCUCCGGUGUUUUUAGGCACAAAAAGGAUAACUGACGCUUAUCAUAAUUUACCUUUAACAAUUUUUAAAAAUGAUGGGUCACAGCUUUCAACUAAUUGUUUUAAUACACAUAAAUUCAUCAGGUAUUUUUUAGAGAGAAGCACAUCUACAAAUUAGAUUGCUUGGACAGUAAAGCUGUUGCAUAUCAGUGUUACAUUCCCCUUGUAGAGAAUAUGACUACACUGGAGGCAACAGCAUUGUGCAGGCAGUUUCAGUUUGGAAACAUACAUUUUUUAGUAUCCUUUAUUAAAUAACGGUACUCACCCUUUCCUGUUUAGGGUUGUUUUUUUUAGUAAAUGUGAAUCAUUCAUUUCUAUCCUUGAAUUAUCUGGAGGUAUUCCAGAGUGACGUGAAGGUAGCAGGUGUUUUAUUUUUCUGUCUAAUUUAAAAUCUGACGCCACUGAAAAAAGUCAUUUAUUAUUGUGUGAAUAAUGUACAAAUACUGAAAGGAAAGGAAACUUUGGGUUUGAAACUGAGCCAGUCUUGACCUACACCAAGCGAGUGUCUGGACUGCAGAGGCGUCUGGGUUUGGACGGGCUUGGUAUCGGGAUGCUCUCUGCAUGUAUAUUGGUUUGUUAAUGGGAGAGCUGCGAGAGGCAGAGCCAAUUAGAAAUCCCUCUCAAGACAUUCAGUUCACUGCUCGACAUACUGUCAGUUUAUGUAUCUGAUGGGUAUUUUUGCAGAAUCACAGCAUAGUAGCAUUUGUGUUAAUUUAAUGUAGGGUCUUCUAAUGAUAGCUUUCUAUGUUGCUCUCACUGACUGAAAUUCAGUUUGUUUGAUAACAUUUGCAAUGGCUGAUUUCUUUUUUUUAACUUCCAGUAGGUAAAUCUUUUUUUUCAGAUGGGUUUCACUACAUUAUUAAUGCAGUGUUUCAAGUUUUUGUGUUUAUUCUUUUGUCUUGAGUUCUCUUUGGGGGCUUUUACUUGCAAAUAGGUCAGAGGGAAAGGGUUAAGAAGUCCUAGGGUCAAGGGGUAGAGCUCAUACAAGACUGUAACUAGUGAAUUUGUACAACCAAAGAAGUCUAUUUUGUGGUUCAGGAAUAAUAAAUUUUACUUUUCAUUUAAGAAGCUGA
Centropristis striata (black sea bass) is the source of this 8113-nucleotide messenger RNA. RefSeq names its product scribble planar cell polarity protein (gene scrib). The transcript has 43 exons. The record is from RefSeq and is a predicted model, not a curated record. Gene Ontology annotation, biological process: neurotransmitter receptor transport, endosome to postsynaptic membrane; neurotransmitter receptor transport postsynaptic membrane to endosome. NCBI's taxonomy places the organism in Eukaryota, Metazoa, Chordata, Actinopteri, Perciformes, Serranidae. Gene Ontology annotation, cellular component: adherens junction; postsynaptic membrane; postsynaptic density. Gene Ontology annotation, molecular function: protein binding. Bases 864 to 6290 code for a protein of 1808 amino acids.